CCUGUUGGCUGUGGAGCCAUGGACUCGCAGGUCUAUGUGAUCAGCAAGCUGUGGCAUGUUGCUAAUGCUGGUAAGCCAGCAUAAUGUGUGGAACGGGUAUCCCUCCUCUUAAGCCCGGCCUGACAGGCCAGAUGGAGGACGACCUGACCGUCUGCCAGCGUAAAUCCUCCUCCAGCCGGCCGCCGAGUAAAUCCAGCGCACGACAGAGACCUUGUAUUACUCUUGAUGUUCCAGUGAAGGCUCUGUUUCAGCAGCACAUCGGAAACUGAGGCUCUAAACAGAGCGCAGGACUUGUCACAGAGCUCUGGAUUUGGACACCUGUGCUGUCUUGCUGUUGGGCUUCUGUUUUCUCCUCAUCUGUCAGGAUGGCUUGGUUUGUUUUUCCUUUUGACAACCUAGUGUGCAUGUGUCUUGGCAUCUCCAUUACUGUCUGGUUCACUCUUCUGCUGGUCUUCAUAAUUGUGCCAGCUAUUCUUGGAGUCUCUUUUGGUAUCCGCCGACUCUACAUGAAGACACUUCUUGUGAUAUUUGAGUGGGCGACUUUGCGAAUGGAGAGGGGAGCAAAAGAAAAGAAUCAUCAUCUCUAUAAGCCAUAUAGCAAUGGCAUCAUAGCCAAAGAACCAUCAUCUUUGGAGCAGGAGAUCCACGAGCUUCGGGGCUCUGCCAACAGUCUGCGCUCAGAACCCGAGUUUGAGAUGGCUGACAUCUUCUACUUUUGCCGGAGAGGAGUGGAGAGCAUUGUUGAUGACGAGGUGACCAAACGCUUUUCAGCCCAGGAGCUGGAGAGCUGGAACCUGCUGACUCGGAGCAACUACAACUUCCGUCAUAUCAGUGUGAGACUCAGUGCUCUCUGGGGCCUGGGAGUUCUCAUCCGCUAUGGCUUCCUGCUGCCUCUCAGGCUUACUUUGGCAGUGACUGGCGUUGGUCUGCUCCUUGUCCUAACUACUAUGGUGGGCUUUUUACCAAAUGGAGAGUUAAGAACUUACCUGAGUGAGAAGGUUCAUCUAAUAUGUUACCGCAUUUGUGUUAGAGCCCUCACAGCCAUCAUUACCUAUCACAACAGAGAGAACAAACCAAAGAAUGGCGGGAUAUGUGUGGCCAAUCACACAACUCCCAUUGAUGUCAUCAUAUUGGCCAAUGAUGGCUGCUAUUCCAUGGUUGGCCAAGUGCAUGGCGGCUUGAUGGGUAUAAUUCAGAGAGCCAUGGUUAAAUCUUCUCCCCACAUUUGGUUUGAAAGAUCAGAAGUCAAAGACAGACACCAUGUGGCCAAAAGGCUUGGUGAUCAUGUAGCUGACAAAACCAAACAGCCCAUCCUCAUCUUCCCUGAGGGUACUUGCAUCAAUAACACAUCAGUGAUGAUGUUCAAGAAGGGCAGCUUUGAAAUUGGCUGCACUGUCUACCCAGUUGCAAUCAAGCAGUAUGAUCCUCGGUUUGGGGAUGCAUUCUGGAACAGCAGCAAGUUUGGCAUUGUGAACUACCUGCUGAGGAUGAUGAGCAGCUGGGCCAUUGUCUGCAGCGUUUGGUACCUGCCACCUAUGAACAGAGAGGAAGGGGAAGAUGCGGUGCAGUUUGCCAACAGAGUGAAGGCAGCCAUAGCUGCACAAGGAGGGUUAGUGGAUCUCCUCUGGGAUGGAGGACUGAAACGUGCAAAGGUGAAAGAUGCUUUCAAAGAAGAGCAGCAGAAGCUUUAUAGCAAAGUCCUAGUCGGGGACCAGGACCAGGACGACCUCAGUGAAGACACUCUUGUACCAGAUGAAAGAAUAAAUGAGGAUGACAUCGACACAGAUUCUGUCAAGGGACUAUGCAUACAGUGUGAACCUACACCAGAGCAUAUUGUUCUUACACAUGAAAGCGUAAGUGAAGAGUGACACAUUUAUUUGUAUGCCAGGGAGCUGUCAUAGAAAGAAAUUGUAUUUGUUACUCAUGUAAAUGCGACAUUGUCAUCAGGCUUUGAGCCAGACUGUUCACCCUGCGCUGUACUGUGCACACUGAAUUUUCAUGUUAUGUUUUAUAUUUUCAUAUUUAUCUCUUUUUAAUUGCAUAUUUAUGUACAUUGUGUAUGUUCUGAAAAUAGGAGAAAGGUUACACCUAAAAAGGUUAAAUCAGAGCAGUGCACACAGCCUGCACAGAUGUACGGACGUUAAAUUAAGGUCAGUGUCUGUUCUUUCUUAAUGUUCAACUUUAUAUACCAGAAGCCCUGUUAUGUUAGGCUGAACUUUUUAUUACCCUUUGAGUUUGUUGUAAAUAAAACAUGCUUGUUUG
This is a messenger RNA of Myripristis murdjan (pinecone soldierfish), 2262 nucleotides long. RefSeq names its product glycerol-3-phosphate acyltransferase 4-like. The transcript has 13 exons. Lineage: Eukaryota; Metazoa; Chordata; Actinopteri; Holocentriformes; Holocentridae. Gene Ontology annotation, biological process: triglyceride biosynthetic process. Gene Ontology annotation, molecular function: glycerol-3-phosphate O-acyltransferase activity. Bases 366 to 1868 code for a protein of 500 amino acids. The record is from RefSeq and is a predicted model, not a curated record. Gene Ontology annotation, cellular component: endoplasmic reticulum.